AUGGGCGGCUACGACCCCCGCAACCCCGCGCAUCGCGAGAUCCUCCACGAAUACCGCCUGCGCACCGCGAAGCCCCUCGUCACCAUAGAGGGCCUCCAGCGCCUCGCCAGGUCGCGCGGCACGCACGCCCUAGGCGUCUUCCUCGUCCUCUCGGCCGUCGGCUUCUACUUCUACCACAUCCAGACCGUCCCGGUCUCAGGCCGCCGGCGCUUCAACUGCUACUCUGAGAACUCGGUCAACACCGUCGCGAACGAGCAGGUCAAGCGUGUCAUCUACGAGAUUAAGUCGCAAGGCGGCCGCUUCCUCCCCUCGUGGGACCCGCGCCGGCAGAUGGUGAUGCGCGUUAUGCGCCGGCUGAUCCCAGUGUCGGGGCUCGACGGCCAGAAGUGGGAGGUCUACGUCAUCGACGACCCGCACACGAUGAAUGCCUUUGUGAUGCCCGGCGGCAAAGUGUUUGUGUACAGCGGCAUUUUCCGUGUGACGCGCAACGAGGACGGGUUGGCGGCGGUGUUGGGCCACGAGAUUGCGCAUGACCUCGCGCAGCACGUUGGCGAGCGUAUGAGCUCGUCCAUCGUGACCAACAUAGUGCUGGGAAGCCUCGUAACGCUGUGGUGGGUGGUCCCACCAGCCAUCAUACUCAUGCAGUACCUGGGGAAAGGAUUCAUGGACCUUUUCUUCACGAAGCCCAUGAGCCGGCUGCAGGAAAGCGAGGCAGAUUACAUCGGGCUGAUGCUCAUGGCAGAGGCAUGCUACGACCCGCGUGAGGCGGUGGCGUUUUGGCAACGGAUGGAUAUGGCGGCCAAGAGGGGGCAUGCGGAGGAGGCGCCUGAGUUGUUAAGCACACACCCUUCGAACGAACAUCGAAUCGAAAAGUACAAGCAGUGGAUGCCUAAAGCCGUUGAAAAGUGGGAGGCCAGCGACUGCAAGGGCACAGCCAGCUUCGCCAACAUGUUUAGACGGGCAUUAGAUCGGGGAAGCAUGAUUAUAGAAUUCUAG
Colletotrichum spaethianum is the source of this 996-nucleotide messenger RNA. Its product is annotated as mitochondrial metalloendopeptidase OMA1. Gene Ontology annotation, biological process: mitochondrial protein processing; protein quality control for misfolded or incompletely synthesized proteins. Gene Ontology annotation, cellular component: mitochondrial inner membrane. The transcript has 2 exons. Gene Ontology annotation, molecular function: metalloendopeptidase activity. The record is from RefSeq and is a predicted model, not a curated record. Lineage: Eukaryota; Fungi; Ascomycota; Sordariomycetes; Glomerellales; Glomerellaceae. Bases 1 to 996 code for a protein of 331 amino acids.